This is a messenger RNA of Arachis stenosperma, 2092 nucleotides long. Its product is annotated as NAC domain-containing protein 54-like. Lineage: Eukaryota; Viridiplantae; Streptophyta; Magnoliopsida; Fabales; Fabaceae. The transcript is spliced from 6 exons. Gene Ontology annotation, biological process: regulation of DNA-templated transcription. Gene Ontology annotation, molecular function: DNA binding. Bases 4 to 2046 code for a protein of 680 amino acids. The record is from RefSeq and is a predicted model, not a curated record.
CAUAUGGCACCAGUUUCAUUACCCCCAGGUUUCAGGUUCCAUCCAACUGAUGAAGAACUUGUUGCUUAUUACCUCAAAAGGAAGAUCAAUGGCCGUAAGAUUGAGUUGGAGAUCAUUGCUGAAGUUGAUCUCUACAAGUGUGAACCAUGGGACUUGCCAGGGAAGUCAUUGUUACCGGGGAAGGAUUUGGAGUGGUAUUUCUUUAGUCCUCGAGAUAGGAAGUAUCCAAAUGGGUCAAGAACGAACCGUGCAACAAAAUCUGGGUAUUGGAAGGCGACAGGGAAGGACAGAAAAGUAAAUUCACAAUGUCGUGCUGUGGGUAUGAAGAAAACCCUAGUUUACUAUCGUGGAAGGGCACCUCAUGGCUCUCGCACUGAUUGGGUUAUGCAUGAAUAUCGUCUUGAUGAUAGAGAAUGUGAAAAUGCUUCUUCUGGCUUGCAGGAUGCAUAUGCACUUUGUCGUGUGUUCAAGAAGAGUGCAGUGAUAACCCCUAAAGUUGAUGAGGAACAUCAUCAUCACCAUCACUAUGUUAAUGCUAAUAAUCACACUAAUAGCAGCCAUGUUUUGCCAAUUACAAGUGAUCAAUCGUCAAGUAUGGAGUUAUAUUCUGAAGGAAGGGGUGAAGAUUUGGAUAAUAGCUCUAAUUAUUUGGUUCCCAUUGAUAAUACUUCCACACUACCCCUCAACAACAUGGUGAUGAACAAUAAUAAUAGUGAUGCUUCUUUCAAUAGUAGGGAUAAUAAUGGGAAAUGGUCACAAUUUAUUUCAGAAGAUCCAUUGUUCAGCUUUCCAACUUCCUCCUCAUCAUUUGCUAAUAGUUAUGGAUCUAUAACAUACCCUCCAUCCAAGGUGGAUAUAGCACUAGAGUGUGCAAGGAUGCAACAUAGGUUCACCAUGCCUCCAUUGGAGGUAGAGGACUUCCCUCAUGUUGGAACCUCGGAGCUGAAAAUGACAGAUAUAGCCUCGGGUGCCGCCUCCGCCGUGCACGGAAGCCGAAACGAAACCGAUAUCUUGCAGGAAAUUCUUUCGGUUGCUCAUGCUUCCCAGGAGUUGAUAAACCACUCCAGCUACUCAUCAUCAUGGGGUGGUGAUGGUGGUGGCAACCAUGAAAAUUGUGCAGCUCAUGGAGAUGAUUUCACUUUCAUGGUUGGUAGCACUAACUACAAUAAUAAUAAUUUGAAUGACAUUAACUCCAUGAGAUAUGUUGAUAGAAAUUGGGAAGAUCCAAACACUUCAAGAUCCAUUGAUAUUGGAUAUUUGGAUGAAGAAUUUAAGGGAGAGAGGAUGGUAGAGAAUUUAAGAUGGGUUGGAAUGUCUACAAAAGAUUUAGAAAAGAACUUCACGGAAGAGCAAAAGAUUGUUCCAAUAGAGGAUAUAUCAAGCUUCCAGACAAAUAAUAAAGAAGAAAAUGAGGUGCAAGAAUCUGAGCAACACCAUAGCAACAAGGAACUAUUGAUCAAUGAUUUCUCAUUAGGGUUCAACCCUAAUAACAACAACAGCGAGAACUUUCUAGAUGAUGAUCAUAACAACAUGGAUAAUGAUGAUUACUCAAGUUCUCCAAGCUUUGAAGUCAUUGAGGAAAUAAGGGUCAGCCAUGGAUCAAUGUUUGUUUCGACUCGCCGCGUCGCCGACACAUUCUUCCACCAAAUAGUUCCUUCACAAACCGUCCAGGUUCACCUCCUCAAUCCAGUGAUAACAAGCAAUGAUGAAGAAGAGACAUUGAUGAUGAUAAUGGAGAGGAAUCAAGGGUAUUUCGGGGAUUUUCUUUUCAGGACAAUAGCAACUGCGUUUGUGUUCAUCUUUGAACUUCUAUUCAUGCAUUGUGAUUAUUUGAAGGAAGAAGUGGAAUUGGUGAAGAGAAAGAGAUCAUCACAAUCAUCAUCUAAGAUCAUGAAAUGGAACAACAAUAAUAAUAAGGUUUGGUUUGUUGGUUUCAAGAGUAGUGAGAAGGGCUUUGGUGCAAUUUUGAAGAAAAUAGGGAUUUUUCUCACAAUAUCUUUGGCUCUUUGUACCAUGUGGGCUAACCAUGUUAUAGUUAACCCUUGAUUUCUUCCUCCUAGUUUCGUUUAUUUUUGUCUCUACCUUAUGAAAU